Molecule: messenger RNA, 690 nt
Organism: Otolemur garnettii (small-eared galago)
Lineage: Eukaryota; Metazoa; Chordata; Mammalia; Primates; Galagidae
Product: serine/arginine-rich splicing factor 2-like
Exons: 3
Coding region: 1-690 (229 amino acids)
Molecular function (GO): RNA binding
Source: RefSeq, a predicted model, not a curated record
AUGAGUUAUAGUCGUCCUCUUAAAGGGGAAGUUAUGACUUCUAUCAAGGUGAACAACCUGACCUAUCACACUUCAUCAUACACCCUACGGCGUAUGUUUGAGAAGUAUGGGCCGAUUGAUGACGUAUAUAUACCACGGGACCGCCUCACUAAUGAGUCCCGUGGCUUCGCCUUCAUCCGCUUCUGCUACAAGCAUCAUGCUGAGGAUGCCUUGGGUGCCCUAGACGGUAUCUUGCUGGAUGGCCAUGAGCUUCAAGUACAGUUGGCACACUGUGCUUGCCCGCUAGAACUCUGCCAAGGCCCAUCAGAACUUGGCCGAGGCCGAGGCCCCGGCUGCAACCGCAGCCGCAGCCAGGAAACACUAUCUCUACACCGCAGAUACAAGGGACGAUCCAGAAUCCAGUCCAGAUCCAGAUCCAGAUCCAGAUCCAGCAGCAGAUCGCGUGUCAGCUGCUUGAAGUCGAAGCCUCACUCUCAUGGUCAUUCUCGAGAUAGAUCUUCAUCAUCUUCGAGGUCCAGGAGAUCAACCCGAAGAUCCAAAUCCAAGUCCUCCUCGGUGUCCAGGUCUUCUUCGUCAACCAGUUCCAGCUCUAGGUCCAGAAGCCUUCCACCAAGAUACAAAAGGGAAUUCAAGUCCGGGUCAAGAUCUAGAUCUAAGGGUAUCUCCAAGUAUCUUACACAGGGAAGAUAG